Messenger RNA from Corticium candelabrum, 1545 nucleotides. Its product is annotated as 26S proteasome regulatory subunit 10B-like. NCBI's taxonomy places the organism in Eukaryota, Metazoa, Porifera, Homoscleromorpha, Homosclerophorida, Plakinidae. The coding region runs from base 19 to 1197 and encodes 392 amino acids. The transcript is spliced from 15 exons. Gene Ontology annotation, cellular component: proteasome regulatory particle, base subcomplex; cytosolic proteasome complex. The record is from RefSeq and is a predicted model, not a curated record. Gene Ontology annotation, biological process: positive regulation of RNA polymerase II transcription preinitiation complex assembly. Gene Ontology annotation, molecular function: proteasome-activating activity; ATP hydrolysis activity; ATP binding.
CGUUAGUAGAACUUCAAGAUGACAGAAGAGCAAGAUCGUCGCCAGAAGGCCCUUGUAGAGUACCGUAAAAGGUUAAUGGAGCAUCGAGAAAUAGAUGCCAGAUUGAAGUCUUUGCGGGAACGAACGAAAGAUUUGACUAAGGAAUACGACAAGUCCGAAAACGAUUUGAAGGCCUUGCAGAGCGUUGGGCAGAUCGUUGGAGAAGUUCUUCGACAACUGACGGAAGAGAAAUUGAUUGUCAAGGCAUCCAAUGGUCCUCGCUAUGUUGUUGGCUGUCGUCGUCAGGUCGAUAAAUCAAAGCUGAAGCAAGGCACUAGGGUUGCUCUAGACAUGACUACUCUCACAAUUAUGAGGAUUUUGCCUCGAGAAGUUGAUCCUCUUGUCUUUAACAUGACAACAGAGGAUCCUGGAGAUGUCACUUACUCUAGCGUUGGAGGCCUUGGUGAACAGAUAAGAGAACUCAGAGAGAUUAUUGAGUUGCCACUUCUAAAUCCUGAACUUUUUGAGCGUGUUGGAAUAAAUCCUCCAAAAGGUUGUUUGUUGUAUGGACCACCAGGAACUGGAAAGACUUUGUUAGCAAGAGCUGUUGCUCAUCAACUGGAUGCAAAUUUCUUGAAGGUUGUUUCAAGCUCUAUAGUGGACAAGUACAUUGGAGAAAGUGCCCGCCUCAUUCGAGAGAUGUUUGGUUAUGCAAGAGAUCACCAGCCAUGUAUUAUCUUUAUGGAUGAAAUAGAUGCAAUAGGGGGUCGCCGUUUCUCAGAAGGUUCAUCAGCUGAUCGGGAGAUUCAGAGGACCCUGAUGGAGUUGCUAAAUCAGAUGGAUGGCUUUGACAAGUUAGGACAGGUCAAGUUUAUUAUGGCAACAAAUCGACCAGAUACUCUUGACCCGGCUUUACUUCGUCCAGGACGUUUAGACAGAAAAAUACAAAUUGCACUUCCGAAUGAGCAAGCUCGGCUUGAGAUUUUGAAAAUUCAUGCAGCGCCAAUAACAAAGCAUGAUGACAUUGAUUUUGAAGCUGUUGUGAAGCUCUCGGAUGAAUUCAAUGGUGCCGAUCUUAGAAAUGUCUGUACAGAAGCAGGUAUGUUUGCUUUACGAGCCGAACGAGAGUAUGUUGUAAACGAAGACUUUAUGAAGGCAGUUCGCAAAGUUUCAGAAGGAAAGAAGCUUGAAACAAAACUAGAAUAUAAACAGGUCUAGUUUGACUGGGAUUGAACUAAUUUUACUUGAGAGAAACAUGCGUGGAAAGUGUGUUUCUACUGUAUGAAGUUAGUGAUGCAAGUUCGUAGGGUAAGUGAACAAGAGCACGUAAAGCCAUUUGUGUUGUAUGAGAAGACCUAUAUACAUACAGUAGUGAUUUCAUCUGUUGUAUGUAAGUAAGACUGGACAUUAUACAGUGAGUGAAGUUUUGGGCAACUGGCUGCACGACCUGAAGCAGUCUCAACAAUCACAUUUUUUGUUGUAUGUUUUCUACUGUUUCCUACAAACAUGUUACAAAACAAGAGCUGUAUUUGACAUAUUUUUACUACAAUGUAGCUCUUACAGUUA